Schistosoma turkestanicum is the source of this 691-nucleotide messenger RNA. NCBI's taxonomy places the organism in Eukaryota, Metazoa, Platyhelminthes, Trematoda, Strigeidida, Schistosomatidae. The record is from the annotation of a GenBank genome assembly.
UUUUUUUUCUAAUGACAACAUUAACAUUAAUCUAAUUUGUAUUUGUCAUCACCUAAUGGUUAACAAAAAGCGGAAAAGUGAAAAAAUUAAAUCAUCCGAACCUGAUAUUCAAAUUGUUGAAGCAAGAAAACCAACAACUCAACAAACUCUUAUUGCAACAAUUAUACUAUGCAGUUUAACAGUUAUAUUAAUUAUUGUUGGAAUGAGUUUGAAGUUGGCUUAUGGUCCAUCAUUAUACUAUACUGAUGAAAAUUAUUGGCUUGCAGCACUUGGACUAAGUCUGGUGAUAAUCUCUUUUCCAAUUGGAAUCACAGCAACUUGUCUAUUGAAUGCAUUAUUUCGUAUUAAACGUUAUGUUCAAUACACUGAAGCACGUAAACGAUUGUUAGAAAGUCAAGUUACUGAAACCAAUCCGGAUAAAGUUGUUUACUCGUGAAAAAAAUAUUGAUCUUCGAAAUAAUUAUUCAAAAAGGAAGAGAUGUACAGCAAGUCAAAAAGCAUGAUUAUGUAUGUAGAUCGAAAUUUAAAACAGAUAUACUUGUAUAGUUAGAGACUAAGAAUCCUGUUGAAUAUUCUGCGCAACAUAUCAAACAUUACAUUAUAUUUCCUUUUAGUAGAAAUAAUGUUCAAUCUUUGUGAGUGUUAAGCAUAAAACACAUUUGUACAAUAACAAUAUAACAACUUUACAACA